GAGAUGCACACAGAGGAAAAAGAACGAGAGAGAGAGAGAGGGAGGGAGAGCUUUUAAGGGAUUUGGCAGUGAUUUGUAGACUCUCACUGCUGUAAUGUUGUGCUGUUUCCUCCACUUUUCUCUGAUUCUGCAAUGAUACUAUAAACUAAAGCUUCAAAAGUCAGUCUUUUCAUUUAGUCUUCAUAUAUCACAACUACUUUUUUUAUUUUUUUUUUAGACAGUUGUUUUCUGUGUGGUGGUUAUUUUUGAGAGUGCACAGCGGCGGUCUGAGAUGAUAGGGGAUUUACUUUUGGCGAGGAGAGGAGAGCCUCUAGAUAUAUAAUCACAUUUCGGACCAUGGAUGGAGGCCUGUUUGGAAGAGCUCAUGUGAUGGAUAAAAUCAAGACUGGUCAAUGAAGAAUGGGCAGGUGUCAGACGUAGAGGGAGUGGCCUGGUGCUGUCAGUACCUCUGCCGGUCAUCAUCAUGACAUCAGAGGCCCGCUCAUCCCAUCAGUGCUGCCGGCUCACUUCACCUUUCAGGUACCAAACAUGGCUUCAGCUGAUGUGGGCGCUGUUGGUGGGUAUCAGCCCAAGCUCAGGGGCCCAGCAGGGCACCCAGCCACAGUCCAUCAAAAUCGAGGGCGACAUCACCUUGGGCGGGCUGUUCCCAGUGCACUCUCGGGGACCUGCUGGGGUGCCCUGUGGGGAGGUCAAGAAAGAAAAGGGGAUCCAUCGAUUGGAGGCCAUGUUGUACGCCUUGGACCAGAUCAAUAGUGACCCGGACCUGCUGCCUAACAUCACUCUGGGGGCCCGGAUCCUUGACACCUGCUCCAGAGACACCUACGCCCUGGAGCAGUCGCUCACCUUUGUCCAGGCACUCAUCCAGAAGGACACCUCAGAUGUGCGCUGCUCAAACGGAGAGCCUCCCAUCAUCCCCAAACCGGAGAGGGUGGUUGGGGUGAUUGGGGCGUCUGGCAGUUCGGUGUCCAUCAUGGUGGCCAAUGUGCUCAGAUUGUUUGCGAUUCCCCAGAUCAGCUAUGCCUCCACUGCCCCGGAGCUGAGCGACAACAGCCGCUAUGAAUUCUUCUCCCGUGUGGUGCCUCCUGAUUCCUACCAGGCCCAGGCUAUGGUGGACAUAGUCAAAGCCAUGGGCUGGAACUACGUCUCCACGCUGGCAUCUGAGGGCAACUACGGAGAGAGCGGUGUCGACGCCUUUCUCCAGAUAUCCAGAGAAGCAGGGGGGCUGUGUAUCGCACAGUCCAUAAAGAUUCCCAGAGAGCCCAGACCCGGGGAGUUUGAGAAGAUCAUCAAGAGAUUGAUGGAGACCUCUAAUGCUCGUGGGGUCAUCAUCUUUGCCAACGAGGACGAUAUCAAACGGGUGUUACAGUCUGCCAAAAAGGCCAACUUGACAGGCCACUUCCUGUUUGUUGGCUCCGACAGUUGGGGGGCCAAAAGCUCCCCCAUUCAAGACCAGGAGGACGUGGCUGAGGGUGCUGUCACCAUCCUGCCCAAAAGAGCCUCUAUUGAUGCAGAGCACCGAGAGGGGGAUGGAAGGUAG
Messenger RNA from Epinephelus lanceolatus (giant grouper), 1537 nucleotides. The record is from RefSeq and is a predicted model, not a curated record. NCBI's taxonomy places the organism in Eukaryota, Metazoa, Chordata, Actinopteri, Perciformes, Serranidae.